UGCGAGAGGGCGAGCCGGCCAAGAGCUCGGCGCUCUUAGCAGCGAGGAGGCAAACCUGCCACCUGCAGUUGGUCCGUUUUUCCCCCUGAGGAGGUCAGCAUGGCAGAGGCGCGAGGGUCGCUCGAACGGCCAGCUCCGGCCGAAAAGAACGAAGAAGCGUUGGAGAAAGGCGUGGGCGAAAACGGAGCGCCGGUGGACUCAGGCGAAGACGAGGAGGCGAAGGAGCGCCCCGCCUGCACCGCCGAGGAGGGCGACCCUCUGAAAGAAGCAUCUGAAGAAACAGCCCGGGAGGAAGAAGGCGGGAGCCACGGGAUGGGUUCUCCGAGCCAGAGCAGCGGAGAGACGACCCCAAAGACCGAGGACGAGGAUCAGGCGAGUUUAGCGGGGCCACCUGCAGAGCAAGUUGGACCAGCAGGCAGUCCGAGCGCAGAAGGAACAACUAGCGCGGAAAGCCCCGAGGAAGAAUCUGAGGGCAACACCUGGGCUGAGGCUCCUGUCCCCGAGGAGCCUCCGCAGCAGGAGGGAGAGUCGGCCGGGGGCCGAAGGGCAAGCCCGACCGAGGCAGAAGACGCCUCCGAAGGAGAGGAGCCCGCGGAGGAAAGGAGCACAGCUGAGCAAAUCCCAGGAUUGGAAGAGUGCGCUGAGGAUGAGAGAGAAGAAGACACGGCCGAAAAAAGCUCCGAAAAAGAAUCUCCUGAAGUUGCUCAAGAAGAAGAAGAAGAAGAAGAAGAAGGACAAGAGGAGGACGAGGCGGAGAGUACUAUCCCGCUGGAGGAGCAGUGGCGGACCGGAGAGGAGACUCUGCGGGGAGACAGCCCUCCUAGCGAGAGCCCCGUUGAAGAAACUCUGGCGGCAGAGGAGGAUCUCGCGGUGGAAGAGGCAGAAGUAAACCAGAAAAGCCCACCAGCGCCAGAUGCCAGUACAGAGGAAACUGGUGCCCAGGAUAAUCCUGAGGCGAGUGCAGAGGAAGAGGGGGAGGAGGAGGAGGAGGAGGAGCAGCAGCAGCAGCAGGAGGAGCAGCCCGCCGAUUCUGGAGCGGUGGGAUCUCUGGGAGAGGCCGAUGAACUCAGCAGCCAGAUACAGCAGGAUGAGCCUGUUGGCAGAUCCGCCGAAGAAGGGGCGGAAGAAGUAGAUGCUCUGGGGCUGAAUGGCCUUCAAGGGAGAGAAGAAGAAGCGACUGUAGAAGGGAAGCAGACCGUCCCCCACGAUGCGCCUGAGCAAGAGAAACAGGAACAUGACAUUUCUCUCUUUGUAAAAGCUGGCAGUGAUGGGGAAAGUAUUGGAAACUGCCCAUUUUCUCAACGUCUCUUCAUGAUUCUCUGGCUAAAGGGUGUUAUUUUUAAUGUUACCACUGUGGAUUUGAAACGGAAACCUGCAGACUUACAGAAAUUAGCUCCAGGAACAAAUCCUCCAUUUAUAACUUUUGAUGAUGAUGUUAAAAUAGAUGUAAAUAAAAUUGAAGAAUUUCUAGAAGAAAAGUUAGCACCACCAAGAUAUCCUAAACUUGCACCAAAACAUACAGAAUCUUACUCUGCAGGAAAUGAUGUCUUUGCUAAAUUUUCUGCAUUCAUAAAAAAUACAAGGGAAGAUGUCAAUGAACAUUUAGAAAAAACAUUGCUUAAGGCUUUAAAUAAACUGAAUACUUACUUAAAUACCCCCUUGCCUGAAGAAAUAGAUGCCAAUAGCACUGAAGACAUCACUGUUUCCACAAGGAAAUUCCUAGAUGGUGAUGAACUCACAUUGGCAGAUUGCAAUCUCUUGCCAAAGCUUCAUAUCAUCAAGGUUGUGGCAAAGAAGUUUAGAAAUUUUGAAUUUCCAUCUGAAAUGACUGGUAUCUGGAGAUAUUUGAAUAAUGCAUAUGAUAGGGAUGAGUUCAUAAAUACAUGCCCUGCAGAUCGGGAAAUAGAAUAUGCCUACCUGGAUGUUGCAAAAAGAAUGAAAUAAAUCAAGAAUGUUCUGUGUCUUA
This is a messenger RNA of Pantherophis guttatus, 1966 nucleotides long. RefSeq names its product CLIC family member 6 (gene CLIC6). Gene Ontology annotation, molecular function: D2 dopamine receptor binding; D3 dopamine receptor binding; D4 dopamine receptor binding. The record is from RefSeq and is a predicted model, not a curated record. NCBI's taxonomy places the organism in Eukaryota, Metazoa, Chordata, Lepidosauria, Squamata, Colubridae.